Messenger RNA from Choloepus didactylus (southern two-toed sloth), 6494 nucleotides. Its product is annotated as zinc finger protein 584-like. Lineage: Eukaryota; Metazoa; Chordata; Mammalia; Pilosa; Megalonychidae. Gene Ontology annotation, biological process: negative regulation of transcription by RNA polymerase II. Gene Ontology annotation, molecular function: DNA-binding transcription repressor activity, RNA polymerase II-specific; RNA polymerase II cis-regulatory region sequence-specific DNA binding. The transcript is spliced from 3 exons. The record is from RefSeq and is a predicted model, not a curated record. Bases 3096 to 4019 code for a protein of 307 amino acids.
UACCUGCCGAGUUGGCUUAGAGAGAAAACUGCCUAAUUUUUGAAAGACAGUUUUGCCAGAUAGAAUUUUGGGUCAGCAAUUUUUUGCUUUCAGCAUUUAAAAUAUGUCAUCUCCCUGCCUUGUUGCCUUGUUGUUGCCUUGGUUUGCAAUGAGAAAUAGGCAUUUAAUCAUUUUGAGGCUCCCCUGAACAUGACAUAUUCUAGUCCUUCCUUCUAGUAAUGGAAGGUUGCUUCCCUCUUGCUGCUUUCAGAAUUCUCUCUUUAUCUUUGCCAUUUGACAAUUUUAUUAUAACAUGGCAUGGUGUGAGUCUUUUGGGGGUUAUCCUGCUUGGAGUUCUUUGAGCAUCUUGGAUGUCUUUUGUUAAAUUUGAGAUGUUUUCAGCCUUUAUUUCUUUGAAUACUCUCUCUGCCCCUAUUUCUUCUUCUGUGACUCCUACAACACGUAUAUUGGUACACUAGAUUGUGUCCCACAGCUUCCUAGACAGUUCACAUUUCUUCAUUCUUUCCUCUUUAUGUUCCUUAGACUGGAUGAUUUCAAUUUUAUCUUCAAUAUCUCUAAUUCUUUCUUCUUCCAACUCCUACCUGCUAUUGAAUCCCUGUAAGGAAUUUUUAAUUUCUGAUACCGUAGUCUUCAGCUCUGUCUGGUUCCUUUUCAUAAUUUCUGCCUUUCUAUUGAUACUCUCUUUGUGUUCAUCGAUUGUUUUCCUGAUUUCCUUUAGUCCUUUGUCCAUAUUUUCCUUUAGCUCUCUGAGGAUAUUUAGGACCAUCUUGGACUUGUAUGUCCCAGGUCUGGUCCUCCUCAUUGAUGGUUUCUAAUACUUUAAUGCUCUCCUUUGCCUAGGCAGUUACUUCCUCUUUCUUUGUAUGUUUUGUAAUCUUUUUUGCAACUUGGACAUUUUUGUAUUUCAGUUUUUUACCACUGGAAUUGAGACUCUUAGCCUUCUGUUCCUUAAGUUUGUAUCAGGUAGUGUUAUGAUAAAGCUUUCCUUGGAUUCCAGGACCUAACAAAAAUAAAUAAAUAAAAGAAGGCGUAAAAGAAAACAUCUCUCCCAGUCUUUACAGAUUGAUCUGUGUGCAUGCUUUCCUUCAAAGCUUAUCCAUAAAAUGAAUUUAGAGAUUAGCUUCAGGCCAAAGCAUGGGGGUCUCCCUGGUGCUUUCUGCACAUAUAUCUUGUCUUGGGCAUGAACCCAUGGUGGUAAGAAUUCCCCCAUUUACACCGAUAAGAAUGUCCUUUCUUCCCUAAACAAGUUUUUUCACAAUCUCAGGCACUGCCUCUGUGUCCUACAGCCAGCAGUGUCUCUUGCCCCAGGCAGCCAUUUGGCUGUUUUCCCACAGCCUCCUGUAGGAGGAGAGCUCUGUGAGUCAGCUUCUAUCUGCAGGGCGAGUUCUGGGCAGCAGGUCCCUCUGGCCAUCAGUAGGCAGGCUGGGCUGACAUCCGUGCUCCCAGUGUAUACAUGAGAGUCAGCCUGCUCCCUUUGGAACUGGGCCCGGGGAUCUGCUCUGGGAGUGCGGGCUGGCUCUGCUGAGCCAGUGAGCGGGGAGGCCAGCUGGGGUGUCGUGGCGUCUUACUGCCUUUAAGUAGCUUUUUCUUGAUUCGGCACCUCCCGUUAUUGCUGUUUUCUAGAGAUUUGAGAAAGGUGUUUCUGCCAAUUCUUGACAUUCAGAGCUUCCGUGGGGGGACAGAGCCCUGAAGUGUCUUACUCUGCCAUCUUUAUUGGGGCCUGCCUCUAAUGUUAUUGCCUAUUUCAUAUAGUUCAACUCUAAUUUUUAUUUUCUCCCUUCUGCUUGCUAUAAGUUUUAAUUUACCCUUAUUUUUUAGAUUCUUAAGAUGGAAAGUUUUUAUUUGAAAUCUUUUGAUAUGUGUGUUUGUAGCUGCAAAUUUUCCUCUAAGCACUGCCCUACGCAUCCCAUAAGUUUGGGUAUAUAAUGUUUUCCUUUUUAUUCGUCUCAAAUUUGAUUCUAAAUUUUCUCAUGCAUUUUUCUUUGACCCAUCGGUUAUUUAGGAAUGUGCAGUUUAAUUCCACGUUUUUGAGUUUUUCAAAUUUAUUUAAUGUUUCCAAAUUUAUUUCCAUUGUAGCUGGAGAACAUACUUCGUAUAAUUUCAAUCCUUUGAAAUUGGUGAGGCUUGUUUUAUGACCUAGCAAAUGGUCUAUUGUAAGAGACUGUUCUGUGUGCACUUGAGAAGAAUGUGUAUUCUGUUGUUGGAUGGAGUGUUCUAUAGGUGUCUUUUCAGUUGCGAUAGUUUUUAGUGCUGUUUAAGUCCGCUGUGUCCUUGAUUUUCUGCCUAUUGGUUCUGUCCAUUUUGGAAAAUGGGAAGUUGAAGACUCCAGCUUUUAUUGUUGAAUUGUCUGUCUUUCCCUUUCAUUCUGUUUUUCAUCACAGGCAGUUUAUUUUUUAGUAUUCAGUUUUCUUGUUUGUCACGAUGACAUGAGCUCCCUGUGGUGUGCAACGGGGUGUUACAGCCUUGGCUUGGGUUGGCCUGUUAGUCCCUCCGCCCCCAGGACUUGUACCUACCAGGACCUAUGUGGUUGCCCAUUUGAAGGGUGAUGGGGAGCCUGGGGUGGUGGAUAUGACUCCUGUUGGUAGGGCAGAGGCCAGGGUAAUCCUAGUUUUGAUAAGCGAGAGCUGGGGGAUACCUUGGUUUAGGGUAGGCUCAAGGCAUGUUGGGUACCUGUGUGUGCUGGUGUUCUGUUGCUGAGGUCAGAGACUUAUUCCCACUUCUUCUCCUUUUUGGACCCCAUUAUGACUCUCAGGCCCUCAGUGGCCCUACCUUGACCUGUGUAUCUUGCCACUUCCCAAUCUGUGUGCCUCUGCAGAGCUCUCCAGAAUCGAUCUACUCUGUGUGUGACAUGAGAUGUGCACAUACCCUAAAUAAUACUUGAACACCAGCUACUCUGUUGCAGCUCUGUUUUUCAUAGGACUGAUCACACCUCCCUGCACAGCACUCAUCUGUCACCAACAGUCAAGGCCCUGCUGAAACCCUUUGCUGAGGAGUGACUUGGAGACUCUAACUGCUGUCUGUGUGGAGUGGAGGAUGAGGAGAUCCCUACCGAGCGAGUGAAGAGCUGUAGAGUACAUCUGUCAAAGAAUCCCUUUAUGUGUGGGAAGUCUAGGAAGGAUGUCCUGGCCACCUUGGGCCUCCUCCAUCUUCAGGCCAGUCACAAUAGGGGGAAGCAGCACCAGAGCACUGAGUAUGGGGAGGCCUUCCCAUCCAGCUCCAGACUUGGACUGCAACAGGGAGUCUAUGCUGGACAUAAGCCCUUCAGGUGCAGUAACUGUGGGAAAGCCUUCCUGAAGGCCUUCACUCUCCUUGACCACCUGCUAACUCAUUUUGAAGAGAGAAGCUUUAAAUGUCCAGCAGAUGAAAAUGUCUUCAAGGAAAAAUCCACCCUUGUUAAUCACAGAAAAAGUUACACUGGAGAAACAACCCAUGUGUGUAACGAGUGUGGGAAGGCCUUCAGUUACCCAUCUAAACUGAGGAAGCACCAGAAAGUCCACACUGGAAUAAAACCUUACAAGUGUGGUGAAUGUGGGAAAACCUUCAACCGCAAAGAUGCACUUAUUCUGCACCAAAGAAUUCACACAGGAGAAAGGCCUUAUGAGUGUAGCAAAUGUGGGAAAGCUUUCAGCGUUCUGUCUACCCUCACUCGGCACCGGAAAGUUCACAGUGGAGAAAGGCCCUAUGAGUGCAGGGAAUGUGGGAAGUUCUUUAAAUACAACAAUAGCUUCAUUCUUCACCAGAGAGUUCACACUGGAGAAAGGCCUUUUCAAUGCAAUCAAUGUGGGAAAACCUACGUAACCCGCUCUGGCCUGUAUCAGCACUGGAAGGUUCACACUGGAGAACGGCCCUAUGAAUGUAGCUUAUGUGGGAAAGCCUUUACUACCAGGUCAUACCGCAAUCGACACCAGCAAUUUCAUACUGAAGAGAGAUCCUAUGAGUGUACAGAAUGUGGGAAAGCCUUCAAACAUAGUUCUACCCUCCUUCAGCACAGGAAAGUCCACACUGGAAAAAGGCCUUAGAAGGACAGGAAUGCAAGAAUAUCCUUAGUCAUGGACAUCACCUUGUUCACCAUGAAAGGUCUCACUCCAGAAAAGUGAUCAAGGAGACUAAUCCUCGUGAGGGUGCUGUGUGACAGAAGAUAAACCUUGUAUAUCCCAACCCUGCCCUGGGGAGAGUCCCCCCGAGUUCAGGUCUGAGGGUAACUUUCAGGAGUUACAUUGUACUUUCUGACCUGCCCAGGGCCUUUGGCAGUGUUACGUCACUGCCAGUGCCAGUUGGAGAAGCCAUCCCACCAUUACUACCUGGCAGGUGCCCACAGUGUGAUCUAGUUACCCCCAGCAUCCCUGGAAAAGGUAGACUUUGGUGCUCUCCUAUACCCAGGAGAGAGUCAAAAGUGGUUGAGCCCAGAGGGAGGCCUCAUUCCUGCCCUACUGACUGGUUUAGGCAUGAACGUGAACCAGCUCUGGCCAGGAGGACCUGAGCUAGUGUCUGCUGGGGCCUUCCAGAGAAGAUCUGUCUUUUUUUUAUACACAUUGACACUACACGUAGUACCUGCCAUGGAUUUGUUCAGCUCUGGAACAGACUGUCUCACACUGCUCUAAAAUGUGUGAUGAUAAAGGCUUUCAUUUAAGCCACCUCUAAUACUGGGGGUUCUGUUUCCUGUGUGGAGGGGUUGAGAAUAGAAUUGGAUCCUGCCAGCCUGAAUGAAGGAUAUGACUUCUAUGGGGUUCCUGCCUUUGUCUGCCUCGGAGGGCACAGCAGGGUGACAUCGCACUCAAGUUCUGGCCUAAUUUUCAUCAGUGCCUAAGGCCUCCAGAGAAAACCUGAAAGGUUUUAUGGGUGAAUCUUGUAACCUGGGCAUCAGGAUUAUCUUUAGGCUCAGAGGUCACCCUGAAGAAUGGAAUAGUUGGUGUGAGAUCCUCCAGUAUGCCUGGGCACAGAAAGAGUUUGGUCCCUUAUUCCCCAGGAUGUUUCACAGUCUGCAGCAUUGGUCAUUGGAAGUCGGCUCCAAGAAUCUGCUCAGAAGCCUUGUCCUUUGAAAUCUAGAGUAUGGAAGCUUGCAAGUUUGGAUAAAGCAACUGCCAUGUUAGGCCCAUGUGUCAAGGAACUGAGAGUGGCCUCUGAACAGGCAGACAGUCCCUGCGUCCAGUAGCCCACAAGGAACUGAAUCCUGCCACCAGCCAAGUGAAUGAGCUUGGAAUUGGCUUCUUCCCCAUCUGAGCCUUCAGAUGACCACAGCCCCAGCUGACUGGUGUCAGCAACACAAGAGACCUUGAAGCAGAGGAUUCAGCUAAGCUGCGCCCAGAUUCCAGACCUAAAGAGACCGAGAUAGUAAAUAUCUCAAGCCGCUAUGUUUUGGGUCAUUUAUUACACAGCAAUAGAUAAUUACUACAGAUGGCUUCUGCAGCGUCAUCCAGCAGUGACAUAGAUCUGCCUGGCACCCUGGGAGCUCUGGGUAAAGACUUUUCCACAUUCGUGGCCCUUAUAAGUCCACUCUCUGUUGUGAAUUCUCUGAUGAUGGAAAGGGUGUCUUUGUGGCUGAAGACCUUCCUAUUUUCACUCCAAUUGUGAUAUCUUUUUCCAGUCAGAACUUUUUUCUGCCUUCACACAUGGGAGAGGUGACUGAAGUGCUUCCAAAUACCUUACACAGGGGAUGUUUCUCUAGUGUGAAUUUUUAGCUAUUGGUAAGGGUUGCUCUCUUCCUGAAGGCCUUUCUGCAUGCCAAGUGUUUAGAGAGUCUCCUCAGUGGGGGCCCUCAGGUGCCCCGCUGUGCAUACACAGGAAAAUGUUCCUUACAAAAUGAAUCCCCACAUUGUCACAUCUGGAAAACUUUCUCCACUGUGAUGGUGCUGUUCCUGGUGAAUGUUUGAUCCAGUCCCACAUGUAGGGCUACAACAUACCUGGGAUAUUUUACCUGUGCUCAGCCAGGAAAGACUCCCUGUGAUCUCUGGCUGGCCAAAGGUGCCGGUGUCAGAGUGAGGAUGGACCAGUCGCACACACUGUUGUUGAGCCCAAUAGGUAACAUUCCACAGGGGCAAGGGAGAGCAGAGGUACCUGGGACCGAGGUGGCAGAAGCAGUGGCCUCUGGCACCUAUAUUUAGUUUUGUGAGCCCAGGCCCCUCUAUGGGGAUUCCCGUUCACAUCCCAGCCAGUUCUCCCAUGAGGGGUACACCCUCACCUGGAAGUCAGAAUUGGUAUCCCUGAGAAACAUCAACAGCUCACAUGUAGACCUUGCUGAACUCACAUAGUAAGAUUUUUUAAAAUAGGUAUCAAACAUUAAAACACCAGAUUCCACAAGAUUCCAGAUCUCAAGCUAGUUCUGAAAUACCAAAUCUAGCAAACAUGUUAAGUUGGGGAAGCAAACUGUAAUAAAACCAUAUAUAAAAAAUGGGGCAGCACACUGUGGAGACAUCAAAGCUGUCUGUGUUAGCAUGACCAGAAACUCUGGCCAGGUUACCACAACCACCUUCCUGGAUUAAAGACUAUUCUCUCAA